This is a messenger RNA of Rotaria sordida, 1104 nucleotides long. The record is from the annotation of a GenBank genome assembly. NCBI's taxonomy places the organism in Eukaryota, Metazoa, Rotifera, Eurotatoria, Philodinida, Philodinidae.
AUGUCAUCUAAACAACAACAAGGUUUAUCAUCUCAUCGUAUUCGUGACUCGUCUGAACUCAGUGUUGAUCAUCUCAACUGUUCUAUUUGUCAAAAACUACUUUGGAAACCUGUUGCCUGUCAAUCAUGUGAAACACCUUUCUGUUCAGCAUGUAUUUAUCAAUGGUUGAUCAACAAUCCAAAAAAGUGUCCAAAUUGUGAUGAAAACUAUAUUGAACGAGAAUGCCCUCCAUUUGUUACUAAGCUACUUGCUCAAUUGCAGAUUGCUUGUUUUUAUGAAUCUAAUGGUUGCAAACAAAUCAUUCCAUAUGAAAGAUUAGAUAAACACGAGACUGAAUGUGGUUUCCAGUAUCAACAAUGUCCUGGUUGUCAAUCACAAAUAUUGAAAAAAGAUUUUGAUAACCAUACGAGUAGCUGUGCAUCAAUUGAAUUAACUUGUCAAGAUUGCAAACUCAUAUAUAAAAGAGGUGAAGCUGCUAAAAAACAUACAGAAAAAAUUUGUGUGAAAGAACAACUUCGACAACUUCGAGAUGAAUGUAAAGAGAAUAAACGUGAAGUACACGAACUCACUCUUCAAUUGGAUGAAAUUCGCAUAUUGAAGCCAUCGAUCACAACAAUUAGGAUCACAUUUAAUGAUUUACCAAAAUCUGUUGAUCAAUUGAAAAACAUUCCGAAAAAGUAUAGUGGACUGAGAUGGAGUAGGAUUGCAUAUAUGCACAAAUCGUAUGCAAUGCUGAAAUAUCCAAAAAGUGCAUAUGCAACAUCCUUCAUACCUGAUGGUAGUUCAUACAUUGCAUAUUUCCAGGAUAAUGCAUCAAUCAGUGCCGAGAACUCAAACGAACAAUUUACUUUAUUUUCUGUUACUGCAUGUGCUGCUUCAAACGAUGAUCAACAAUUAACCAUUAUAGGAUAUCGAAAUAAUGAAGAGAUCAACACACAUACAACAACACUUCUCUUUGGUAAACUACAAUUUAUUCUACUUCAUUGGAAAGACAUAGACAACAUCAUCUUUAAUUCAUUUGGUGGUACUGCUCAUCCUGAUUGUAGUGCAUCGCCAGGGUGUCAAGUUGUACUAACUCAGCUCACAAUAAGUCAAAUUGAUUGA